Messenger RNA from Acanthopagrus latus (yellowfin seabream), 2397 nucleotides. RefSeq lists its product as uncharacterized. Bases 21 to 782 code for a protein of 253 amino acids. The transcript has 5 exons. Lineage: Eukaryota; Metazoa; Chordata; Actinopteri; Spariformes; Sparidae. Gene Ontology annotation, biological process: response to bacterium. The record is from RefSeq and is a predicted model, not a curated record.
CUCAUUCAUCGUCAUUACAUAUGGACAGGCUGCACAUGUUUCUGGUCAUUCUCUUAGGAGUUGUUUCUUACGGUCAUGAUCAGGUCACUGGAUCAGUGUUGGAGGUGUCAGUCCGACCAGGAGACAACAUCACUCUGUACUGUGACUGCAAAAAAUCAACUGGAGUUUACAUAGUGUGGUACAGGAACUGCUCUCAUGAGAAUCAGCCUCCGUUUGUCCUUGAAACUAGAGGUCCAAGGAUCUAUGACCUGAAGAUCUUCCCUCGUUAUAAGUUUGUGGACAACACUUCCUCUAAUUCCAAUGACCUGCUGAUCAUGAAUGUUACUCAAUCAGAUGAAGGGAUCUACUACUGUGGAACUGAACAUACAAAAUUGGAGGAAAAAGAUUACAUUGCUCCCAAAACUGAUUACAGAUUUGGCAACAUCACAACAAGGAUCAUACUCAACGCGAGUGACACUGAUCACUGUCAGCCUUCCCGCCCGAGAACACAAGACUGUGGUGAGUGCUGGACACUGCUGUUUUCUCUGUGUCCAGUUUCUGCUGUUUUCUCCUCUCUCAUCUCUGCUCUUGUGGCUUAUCAUCUCUGUAGAAAAAAAGCUAAAGGCCCUCAAGUUGAUGAGCAAAAACCUACAAGUAGACAUCAAACAGAACCGAAUCAGGUUGAAGAUGUGUGUUACGCUGCACUGGAAAUCCGUCAGCCAUCACAGAGACCAAAGAAGAAGAAGAGAAGUCAGAGUUCUGACUUCAGCACAUAUUCUGCCAUCAAAACUUCCAGGAUGUAGAGGGGCUAACAUAAAACAAAAAAGACUGUGAUGAUGAUUGAUAAAGACUUAUAAAACACAUUGUCUGCAUUUUAAGUGGCAUGACUAGACAAGAAGGAACAUUUUUAUGGGUAAAAUAUGUUUUUUUGUUGUUGUUUGUUUCUUUCAAGGUAAAAAGCACUGGUUUCUUUUAAAGGUUUAACUUUACCCUUUAGUGUCAACUCUACUCAGAGGAUCAAUAUAAUUGUGCAUAUAUACAUAAAGUCCCAUCAUUUUGACUGUUGAGGAAAAAGCGACCCCAGUCCUUCACAAAGAAAUAUACAGUCCAGCAGCAUUACACAACCUCAGCAAAUCAUCUACAGACUUGUAUAAGCAUAUACAAACAGUGAAGGUUUUAUUUUUCACAUCACAUUACAAUCCUCUCAAUCCUUUCCAAUUAAAAAAUGUUUAAUUGUGUAAAUUACGACAAAUUGUUAAAGACCCUUUUAUUGGUCAGGUUUUUCUGUCUGUGUGUCAUGAGCCACAGUGGAUAUGAAUUCGUUCAGCUUUCCCACAAAAUAUGCAUUGUGUGCACCUUAUUUCCUUACACCAACUGAAUCAACGUGAAUGUUCUGUUAAAAAAAAAAAAAGGAAAAUGAACCAUUUUAUUGUUGUUGAUUACAAUUCAGCUUCAGCUUCAACUUUUUUGACUGAAAUCGACCUGCAACAUUUCAUAACCAUUGUGAUGGCUGUUGGUAGCAAGACAUGUCGGCUGUUAGAUCAAUGAUUUCAGGCAAUUUCCUGUUCUUAUCUUGAGUUAGCCAUCAGCCCCAUCCCCUUCAUGAGUGGAGUUUGAUACAACUUAGUAUUUGUUAUGUUGGAGCUGCAGUAGAGAAUAAAAAUCAAACUUGUGUUUCCAAGAAGUUACAUGACAAUAUAGUGUGAACAAUAAAGCCCACCUCUGCUGUCAUAAUGUGGCACCUUGCAGCUCACAGGAAACCCACAUUGACAAACAACUCCACCAUCAUAGCACUCAAACAGACUGAAGCUGUAGGUCAGUGCGCAGUUUCAUUGUUCAGAGUCACUUGAGAAAGUGGCAGAAUGUAUCACAGUCUUCAAUCAGAAUUUAGAACCACUGCAGCGACCUCUGCUACAUUUGGAUGUAUGUAUUUCUGACUCUUGGUUAUAUCUGUGGCCACAACAUAGAAUGCGUACUGUGUGUACACGUACUGUUUGUGCCUGUAUACACAGAUGCCAGUGUUAGUACGGUGAUCGUUUUCUUAGCAUUCUUAUGUCGAUUAAAACAAUCAUGUGUCAAAUCUAAAUAGAUUUGGAGUUAAUUAUAACAAAUCAUACUAUUCCAUCAGUACAUAAUCAUUGUGUUAAACUAAAAAUGUUAGAAUGCUUGUUAUGCUGCCAGAAAACAACUCUGAACAAGCAAGUAAGAUGGCGAGUGACUCUGCUGUCCUAACACUGGUUGGGAGUUCGUUCCACACCUGAGGCGCCAGAACGGAGAAGAGUUGUGGCUUUGCUAAGCAACCUUGGUUUGCUCUCAGUGAUAGCGGUACCAUCUGGCCAGCUGAUGUAGUAGAGCAAAGUGCUCGUGAUGGGGCGUAUGGUCUGACCAGUGUUUGGAGGCCAGUACCAUUGUCUUGAA